AUGGUGUCAGAAGAGAACGCGUUGGCCAAUAUCCGCAAGUAUGCCGUUCGCCAUUUCCAGGGCCAUCCCGAGUCUGUCUGGCACAAGCUCCCGAUCUCACGAAGGCUGUCAGUGUUCGUCUUGCUUUUUUUGGGCCACUUGGGUGAACUCAGGGUGAUUCUCACCAAGCGCUCCAGAAAGCUCCGCAGUUUCCCCGGUCACAUUUCACUUCCUGGCGGAAAGGCAGACGAUGGUUUAGAGCUUGAAUGGCACGUAGCACGUAGAGAAAUGGAAGAAGAAAUAGGACUCUCUGCCAACAACGACUUGUUGCUCAAAAACUACGGUUUCACCAUUGACCAUCUCAACAUUUUGCCCAGCUAUUUGCUGCGGACGUUUUCUGCCGUGCGGCCGUGCAUCGGUUUCAUGAAUUUUAGAUCCAAUGUAGAUUCCGAGCUAUUCUCACAAUUGAAGCUCAACCUAAAUCCCGGUGAAUCUUCAAGUAUCUUUUCCUGUCCCCUCAAGGACUUUUUGUAUCCUAUUCUGGAAGAAGAGUCGCUCGAGCUGCUUGAAAGAUCGCUGUAUAGAAUCAAAUGGGGCGGAAUUCCCUGGAAUUUGCGGUCCUACACCUUCCUUCAAAGCAACGAAAACGAAGCUCCCUGGCUUAAAGACAUCGUCGACUUGUCAGCAACAGAAGAGGAGGAUGAAAUAUCGGACAUAGAUGAGGAAGAAAAGCGUAGCGUAACUCCCCCACCAACUGAAGCUCACAAGUUUAAACACAAGAGGCAGAAAAACUUGUCUGCAUGGGGUCGUUUGGGCUCACGUAGGCAUGUAGAGACCAAUGAGAAGAUAUAUGAUGUAUGGGGACUCACAGCCAACAUUCUUCACGAUUUGGCAGAUGUGGCGUACAGAGGACCUCCGGAGAGGGAGAUAGGCGAGGAGGAGUUGAUAUACGCCAUUUGGAAGUACGGAAACCAGAUGAAAACCAAGAAGAGGUCUGAAGCUGAAGUCAAGCUUAUUGAGUCUAAGACUGCUGGUGAUUAUGGAUUCGGAGAGAUAUUGCCCAGGGUUGAGUUCAAUAAGUUGAAACAGAUAUACAAGUUGUGA
This is a messenger RNA of Scheffersomyces stipitis CBS 6054, 1083 nucleotides long. It is a transcript of the gene PCD1, whose product is annotated as 8-oxo-dGTP diphosphatase. Gene Ontology annotation, molecular function: acetyl-CoA hydrolase activity; coenzyme A diphosphatase activity. Bases 1 to 1083 code for a protein of 360 amino acids. The record is from RefSeq and is a predicted model, not a curated record. The transcript has a single exon. Lineage: Eukaryota; Fungi; Ascomycota; Pichiomycetes; Serinales; Debaryomycetaceae. Gene Ontology annotation, biological process: coenzyme A catabolic process.